AUGGUUGUAAAGGUCCUUAAACAGUAUUCUGUUGGUAGAAAUGGUCUUGGAGCCUUUUUAUUUCCAUGCAAAAAAAUCACGUUUCAAUAUUGUAAUUGGGGCGGGUCUUCACAAGGAAUGCGUGAUUUCCUAACCUCUAAAAGACUAACAAAAUGGGCUGAAAGGUACCCAGAAAUACAAUUUGAGGUAGUCAAAAAAUCUGGUCAUCCGGUAAUAAAAGGAUUUUACACAAAUGGCCGUGACAAGGCUAUUUGCGUUAGAAAUUUAAACAUAGAUAAUAUUGAGAACAAACUACAUUUGAUUAGAGAUUCAUCAGGAGAGCAACUACGUCACAGGGUCACUAAUGACUUUGUAGACUCAAUGAAUAAUAGUGUGAGAGGUAUUUGGUCUCCUAUGCAUGUAGAUCGUUCUCUAAGACACAGGAUCUAA
This is a messenger RNA of Eremothecium sinecaudum, 429 nucleotides long. RefSeq names its product mitochondrial 54S ribosomal protein mL43 (gene MRPL51). Gene Ontology annotation, biological process: mitochondrial translation. Gene Ontology annotation, cellular component: mitochondrial large ribosomal subunit. Bases 1 to 429 code for a protein of 142 amino acids. The transcript has a single exon. Gene Ontology annotation, molecular function: structural constituent of ribosome. Lineage: Eukaryota; Fungi; Ascomycota; Saccharomycetes; Saccharomycetales; Saccharomycetaceae. The record is from RefSeq and is a predicted model, not a curated record.